AUGUUAACGUAUACCUUUGCUCUUGAAAAGCCUGGGGUAUCAAACAUUGUAAUACCGGCCAAAGAGGAUUUUGUGACAAGAGAACACAGUUCAGAUGCUCCGGGUUUCUCGUCAUACAUGGGGUGGGCUCUUAAAAGUUCCUUCUCCCGGAGCACUAGAUUUAAUUCCAGUCAGAAGGAUUACCUUAUAAAGAAAUUUGGAAUAGGAGAAAAAAUCGGAAGGAAACUCGAUCCUGGAACUGUUGCUAAAGAUGUGAGAGCUGCUAAAGAUCCUAACGGCAAGCGUUUGUUCAAUUGCAAUGAAUUCCUAACCAGUCAACAAAUCCAGAGCUUUUCAAGAUUAGCAUCUAAACGAACUGUUGAUGUCAUAACUGAAGAGGAUAAAGAAGAAGAAUGCAGCGCUCACCAGGAGGAAGUGCUGAGCAGAUUGAGAAAUGAGGUAUCUGGUGCAGUAACCAUGCCGCAUCCAAUCAUGUUUGAUACAUAUGAUAUCUGUAAACUAGCCUCUGGAGGCACACUCAAAAGUACCUUUUCUGUAUCGGUUUUGCGCGAUAUCUGCCUCGCUCUUGGUAUAGAUGUCUCCCAAAUCAUGGUGAAACGAAAGCAGCCAUACAUCGAUGCCGUUCUGGAACUAGUAAGCACAUGUACCUGCUCGAGUGGACAGGUCAAUCCAACUCUGAAAUAA
Molecule: messenger RNA, 684 nt
Organism: Porites evermanni
Lineage: Eukaryota; Metazoa; Cnidaria; Anthozoa; Scleractinia; Poritidae
Source: the annotation of a GenBank genome assembly